Oncorhynchus masou masou (cherry salmon) is the source of this 1678-nucleotide messenger RNA. It is a transcript of the gene ncf1, whose product is annotated as neutrophil cytosolic factor 1. The coding region runs from base 47 to 1285 and encodes 412 amino acids. Gene Ontology annotation, cellular component: NADPH oxidase complex; cytoplasm. Gene Ontology annotation, molecular function: phosphatidylinositol binding; superoxide-generating NADPH oxidase activator activity; protein binding. Gene Ontology annotation, biological process: superoxide anion generation; respiratory burst. The transcript has 11 exons. The record is from RefSeq and is a predicted model, not a curated record. NCBI's taxonomy places the organism in Eukaryota, Metazoa, Chordata, Actinopteri, Salmoniformes, Salmonidae.
CCCUUUUCACCCAGCACUCUUGAUUAUCACUCUUCUGCAUCUCACAAUGGAGGAAAUCUAUGUCAGGCAUGUGGAGUUGCUGGGCUUUGAGAAACGCUUCUUCCCCAGCCAGCACUAUGUCUACAUGCUGAUGGUGAAAUGGAAUGACCUGUCUGAGAAGUUGAUCUAUAGAGGGUAUCCGGAGAUCUACACCUUUCACAAAUCCCUGAAGGAGAUGUUCCCCAUUGAGGCGGGUGACAUCAAUAAGAAAGACAGGAUCAUCCCUGCACUACCAGCGCCAAAGUGGUUGGACAACCAAAAGAGCACAGAGACCAGGCAGAGCACUCUGGCUGAAUAUUGCAGUUCUCUCAUCAACCUGCCCCCCAAGAUCUCCCGCAGCCAGCUGGUACGCAGCCUCUUCAAGGUCCGACCGGAGGACGAGAACCCACCCGCUCAACACCCUUUAAAAAGAAAUGAGACCUUUGUGGUGUCCAAUGACAAGACGAGAGACAACACUUCUGAGAUCUCUGGCCCCAUCAUAUUGGAAAGCUACAGGGUGAUUGCUGACUACAGCCACACCUCCAAGUAUGAGAUCACCCUGCAUAUUGGAGACUUGGUGGAGAUUGUGGAGAAAAGCCCAAAUGGUUGGUGGUUCUGCCAGUGUGAUACCAAGCGGGGCUGGGUGCCCGCCUCUUACCUAGAGCCCCUGGAUGGACCAGAGGAGUCGGAAGAAGCCGAUCCCAACUACGCAGGAGAACUCUACAUAACCACCAAAGCCUACAAGGCAACACAAGAUGAUGAGCUGACUCUUGAGACGGGGGAAACUAUUGAGGUCAUUCACAAGCUCCUGGAUGGAUGGUGGGUGGUCAGGAAAGGAGAGGAGACGGGACACUUCCCCUCAAUGUUUCUCUACAGAACUGGAGAGAAGAAGGAGAUGGUGUCGGAAGAGCUUGUGAUGAGAAGACAGACACCCCCACCCAGACGUUCAACAAUCCGCAAUGCACAAAGUAUUCACAGCAAAGGGCGCCAGCGCAUCAGCCAGGACACGUACCGCAGGAACAGUCGCCGCUUCCUGCAGCAGAAGGGUGGCCGGCCCAAUCAGCCCAGGAAGACAUCCAAGGCCUCCACACAGUCCCCGCUGCAGGACUGGAAUAACAGAGACAACAUGCCAAAGACAGCGGGCUCUAGUCCAGGGGGUGAGCUGAAAGGGGCUCCCAUCAUCCCCCCUCGGCCCAGUCCUGAACUCAUCAUGGAGCGCUGUACAGAGAACACCCGCAAGAAAGUUAGUGUCCGCAAAUCGAGCUAAGCUUUAAACUGUGUGGAUCUGGACUCCUGUCAGCAAUGCAAUCAGAGAUGGGUUAAUGUGCGCAUUACAAGCUAAACAGCCGAUAAAGCCAACCAUGUGUGCCAUAGAGGGCAUUUUACAUUUUGUUCUAAAUGUUACCACUUAGCACUAGCUAACUGCUUAUGGAGAAAGUAAAACAAUCGUGAAAAGUGAAUGUAUGUACAAAAGCAAAGGUGUAUUUGUUUUUCUUGGUUCAUUUUUCUUAUUGUUACUUUUACGUAUGCAAUGUUUUUGAUAGUGUGUGGUUGUUAAAUGUGUUUGAUGUAGUAUGCGGUUUUUGGAACAUAAGAUUAGUAAUUUAUUUGUUGAAUUUAGCCAUUUGUAACCUACAAAAUAAAUAAUAUAUUCAGAAAA